Molecule: messenger RNA, 1214 nt
Organism: Raphanus sativus (radish)
Lineage: Eukaryota; Viridiplantae; Streptophyta; Magnoliopsida; Brassicales; Brassicaceae
Product: ACT domain-containing protein ACR11
Exons: 10
Coding region: 190-1056 (288 amino acids)
Cellular component (GO): chloroplast thylakoid membrane; chloroplast stroma
Source: RefSeq, a predicted model, not a curated record
AAAUGAAAGCUAGAGAGAUGACUAUCUAAUGGUGAAGAUAAUUUUUGUAUUUUUUUUUUAAUUAUGGUCCUCUCAUGGCGGAUAAGAUGAGACCAGUCCAGAGGCUCUUGUUCUUCUUCCCUUUUUCUCUCUAACGUUUUCCUCACUUUCUUAUUAUUAUUAUUUUUUUGCUUCGGGUUCAAGUCAGCUAUGGUGGCUAUGGCCUCUGCUUCUGGUUCAGCUCUUUGUUUUACUGAUGCUUCUAGUUCUCCCGCUAUCAGACGUGAUGUUGGAGCUUUCUGUCUUCCUCCUAGCACAAUCACGUUUGGUUAUGUCGAUAAGCCUAUUAUAAAUCUUCAGCGACUCAGAUUAUCAAGUUUGAAGCCACGAGCUGCAAACGCUACUGCUGUGGAGCAAGGUGGAAGUGCAGCUGAUUCUGACAAAGUUCCAACUCCAGUGGUCAUAAUCGACCAAGAUUCUGACCCUGAAGCAACCGUUCUGGAAGUUACAUUUGGAGACCGUCUCGGAGCUCUGCUUGACACUAUGAAUGCGCUCAAAAACUUGGGUCUAAAUGUCGUCAAGGCUAAUGUCUAUCUCGAUUCUUCUGGCAAGCACAACAAAUUUGCCAUUACUAAAGCGGAUAGCGGAAGAAAAGUAGAAGACCCUGAGUUGCUCGAGGCCAUCCGUCUCACUGUCAUAAACAAUUUGCUCGAGUUCCAUCCUGAAUCAAGUUCUCAGUUGGCAAUGGGAGCAGCUUUUGGUGUUCUUCCACCAACUGAACAGGUUGAUGUGGACAUUGCAACACAUAUAAAAAUUGAAGAUGAUGGAGCAGACCGCAGUUUACUAUACAUAGAAACAGCGGAUAGGCCUGGACUAUUAGUUGAGCUUGUGAAGAUGAUUACAGAUAUCAGUGUAGCUGUCGAAUCUGGAGAAUUUGACACCGAGGGUCUCUUGGCUAAGGUUAAGUUCCACGUAAGUUACAGGAACAAAGCCCUAAUCAAGCCUCUCCAGCAGGUUCUUGCCAAUAGUCUGAGGUACUUCUUGAGGCGUCCAUCUACUGACGAAUCCAGUUUCUGAAAAUGCAAUUUUUAAGAAAAAAAAAAAGAAGUACAAAUUGAAAUAUCAUCUGUUUACAUUUGACCAAAAUAAGCUGCUUCAUUUUAGUGGCCGUUUCAUACAUCUGUAAUAGUAACAUUUUCUCUACUUCGAUCAGUUAUCAAAUUUACCUUUAUCCA